CGCAUUGAUCGAAUAAGGAAUUCCACCUCUGAGUUUGCACGUCCCGAUCAAAAGAAACCCGAAUUGCAAAACAAGACAUUUUAAACUUGGAAGAGGAAGAAUCAUCCGAUUGGACAAGUACAUGAUCAAACAUACUCAAUAGAGUACAAACAAGAUCUGAGAUUGUGCCUCUUCAUCGACGAGAAUUUCCACGUCAGGAACCAUACCGUCACUGGAAACAACAAAACGAACACGAGAAAGAAAGAAACACAAAGAACUCAGCCAAGAGACGAAGUCGUCAGAAAUCUUUACUUUCCUACCCGCAAAAAUGGUGGAACAACCCUCCGCUCCUCCAACAACAACAUCACCACCACCAUCAACCACCACCAUUCCCUCGACCAAGAAGGCUCCCUCAUCCCUCCCAUCCCCCUUCAACCUCACUUCUUCGAGUCCCACUCCCAUGACGCUAAUAUCGCAAGGCGCCGAAGCGCACCUCUACAAAACGACCUUCCUGCAUACUUCCCUCCCGACCGCCCUCAAGAUCCGUCCCAGCAAACCCUGGCGCCACAGCACCCUCGACAAGCGACUCACACGGGCCCGCCUACUGGCCGAAGCACGCGUGCUCGUCAAAUGCCGGCGGGAAGGGGUCCCGGUCCCGGCGGUGUAUGCGAUGGACUGGGAGGGCGGGUGGAUGGCGAGUGAGUGGAUCGAGGGGGUGGGGAGCGUCAAGGAGGGGAUCCUACGGUGGGAGAAAGAUUCCAGAGACGACAGUCGCGAUGGGGAUGGGGACGGCGACGAGCAAUUGAAGGGUCUGUUGGGCAGGAUCGGGAGCAUCGUGGGGAGACUCCACACGGCCGGGAUCGUGCAUGGGGAUCUGACGACGAGCAAUAUGAUGUUGCAAUCCUCCCCCUCCCCCUCCUCAUCAUCAUCGCCGCUGAGCGGCAAAGUCAUCCUCAUCGAUUUCGGCCUCGCGACCCAGACCGUCAGCGAAGAAGACCGAGCCGUCGACCUCUACGUCUUGGAACGGGCUUUCGGGUCCACGCAUCCCCGACGAGAGCAUCUCUUCGGGCAAGUCCUCGCUGCCUAUGAGGGGAGCUAUAAAGGGGCGAAGGCGACGUUGAGGAAGCUGGAGGAGGUCCGGAUGAGAGGGAGGAAGAAGAGUAUGUUGGGAUGAAGAGUAGGCGGGGGAAUAGGAGAGAGGGGAGAGAGGGGAGAGAGGGGAGAGAGGGAGACAGAGAUAAAGUUUUCGCAAAUCCAGGAUGAUCAUAGAAAAGGAACAAAACUCCGAAACCAAAAAAGAUCCUCCUCCCGCACACAUAUCGAGACUUGUCCCCAAGGUUUCUUUCCCCCGUCCGGAUUUCUCCUGCUCACAUCGCUUUGGAUCCCUCACAUCACAUUUACGCCUCACAUACUGAAGAAGGAAAAGGAAAUACCAACUUCGUUCAUUUCUCGCGCCUCUGGAUUUCUCUCCCGAGUGUGCUGGCAGGUAUGAGGUAUAGGGUAUAGGGUAUGUGGUACAAUGUAUAUGGUAUAAGGUAUAAGGUAUAGGGUAUAAGGAAUAGGCAUAAGUAAGUGAAGCAUGCAACACAAGCCAU
Dissoconium aciculare CBS 342.82 is the source of this 1574-nucleotide messenger RNA. RefSeq names its product BUD32 protein kinase. Gene Ontology annotation, biological process: protein phosphorylation. Bases 308 to 1153 code for a protein of 281 amino acids. The transcript has a single exon. NCBI's taxonomy places the organism in Eukaryota, Fungi, Ascomycota, Dothideomycetes, Mycosphaerellales, Dissoconiaceae. Gene Ontology annotation, cellular component: nucleus; cytosol; EKC/KEOPS complex. The record is from RefSeq and is a predicted model, not a curated record. Gene Ontology annotation, molecular function: protein serine/threonine kinase activity; ATP binding.